AUGGCAGCUAGUCAUCUCCGAUCAAUCAGCUUACCUUCUAGAUCUCAUCCUCUAAGAGUAAACAUUGAAGAGCAGUUAUGCAAGUUGAGGACAUCAGAAACCUCAUCAAUAGGACACAAAUUGAAUGGCCUAAAGAAUUUAUUCGAGUCUGUUGAUGAUUUUCUUCAACUGUCAUUUGUCCAACAGACAAUCUCCAAUGAGAGGCAAAACCAGUGCAUAGGAGACGCAGUGAAUGGAUCUCUGGAGCUAUUGGAUAUAUGUGAUACAACAAGAGAUUUAUUCUCACAGAUGAAGGAAUGUUUGCAAGAACUUGAACUAUCUCUCCGCAGAAGAAAAAGCACAGACUCUAUUUCACAAGAGAAGUUGAUGCAUACAUGCAUGCUAAGAGGAGUUCAGAGAAUUAGUCUUGUGAUGUUCAAGUCAAUCCUAUCUUUCAUUUCUCAGCCUAAGGUAAAAUCAUUGCCCUCUGGCUGGUUUCUAAUCCCAAAAUUGCUACAGUCGAAGCGUGUUUCAUAUGAUGUGGAAACUGAAGAAAAUGAAGUAGAGAAGAUUGAUGCUGAAUUGCUUAUCCUGAAGUCAAGCAAAGACAUCAGUCUCUCCCAAAUUCAAAGCCUUCUUAAAGACUUGGAAGCAUUUGAGUCUAGCAUGCAAGAGGCAGAAGAGGAGCUGGAAUGCCUAUAUAGGCUAUUGGUGAAAACCAGAGUGUCCCUUCUCAACAUUCUGAAUCAUUAG
Messenger RNA from Manihot esculenta (cassava), 732 nucleotides. RefSeq lists its product as uncharacterized. Bases 1 to 732 code for a protein of 243 amino acids. NCBI's taxonomy places the organism in Eukaryota, Viridiplantae, Streptophyta, Magnoliopsida, Malpighiales, Euphorbiaceae. The transcript has 2 exons. The record is from RefSeq and is a predicted model, not a curated record. Gene Ontology annotation, biological process: root development; shoot system development.